Messenger RNA from Acanthoscelides obtectus, 646 nucleotides. The record is from the annotation of a GenBank genome assembly. NCBI's taxonomy places the organism in Eukaryota, Metazoa, Arthropoda, Insecta, Coleoptera, Chrysomelidae.
CAGCAGAAGUGCGUGCCAUAAUUGUUCCGGACAAAUACCUGAAAUUUGAUUUAUUAAUCGGGAGAGAUUUUAUUAACCAAGAACACGUGGUUAUGACUAAACGUGAGAACCGAUUAAUUUUAUAUAGGUUGCCUCCCACCGAAAACCUUUUUGUGAACUUGAUAGAAGUUUUCGACAAUGGCUUGGAUCUCAAUAAUAUACAGAUAGGUGCUAUUUCGGAAGCCGAUAAGAAGGCCUGCAUUUCUUUGUUGCAUCAUUUUUCGGACUGCAUCUCAUCUUCUAUGAAACAUUUAGGAAACACGGAUACAGUAGAAAUGGAAAUAAAAUGUUUGGUCGACACGCCAGUUGCGCGUCAUCCCUAUCGAAUGCCCGACAUAGAAAAGCAAAUUCUUCGAAAUAUGAUUCAGGAACUAUUAGAUAACGGAAUAAUUCGUGAAUCUAGCUCCCCGUAUGCCAGCCCAAUUACACUAGUGAAGAAAAAGGAUGGGGACUAUAGAAUGUGCGUCGACUACAGGCAGCUCAACGCGGUCACCAUAAGAAAUCAUAGUGUAUUACCGCAUAUUGAGGAUGAUCAAAAAAAAACAAAAAGAACGUUACGAUAAAAGUCGACGCAAUGCCACCCAGUAUAACGAGGGUGACUUGGUCA